Aphanomyces astaci is the source of this 928-nucleotide messenger RNA. RefSeq lists its product as hypothetical. Gene Ontology annotation, molecular function: protein binding. NCBI's taxonomy places the organism in Eukaryota, Oomycota, Saprolegniomycetes, Saprolegniales, Verrucalvaceae. The record is from RefSeq and is a predicted model, not a curated record. The transcript is spliced from 2 exons. The coding region runs from base 24 to 695 and encodes 223 amino acids.
UGGGACUCCCUGCCACCCUUGCUAUGAUGAUGAUUCACUGCUUGGACCAAGGCGACCCCGACGACGAUGCGGAUGGAAGUGUCGGGUACUGCGGAACCACCAUCUCGUGCGACGAUGCCAGCGCAGUCAUGAAGUGCUUUUACACUCGGCACCUCCUCUUUGAGAGCUCGCAAGACCUUCGCAACUAUUCGUACUGGGGGUUUACUGAUGGUUUUCCGACCUUGUGCGGCAGUGAGCGGGCGGCGGUGGACGCCGGACUCGUGCAUCCUCACAUCGAGAUGCGACCGAUAGACAUCCCUGGCAUCGGAACUCAAAUGGGGCUCUUCGCUACGCAAGACCUACCGGCAGGCACGUUCCUCGGCGAGUACACCGGCGUGCUCAAAGCCGAUCGCGGCGGGUCGUUCGACAGCUACGGAUUGGCCUACCCGUCCACUUACGAACACGGCAACCUGUGCAUCUCCGCCAGCGAAUACGGAAACAUCAUGCGAUGCAUCAACCACAGCUACACCCGUCCCAACUCUGCGUUUGCAUCUGCCUUGUGCAAUGGCCUCUUGCGCAUGAUCUGUAGAACGCAAUGCAAUGUCGUUUCAGGGACGCAAAUCCUCAUCAAUUACGGCACUGCGUACUGGAAUGCAGCUGGCGUGACCCCACACGAAUGGCAUGGCUGCAAUUCGUUAACUAGUUUUAGUGGAUAGUUUGACUUUAGUAAGUGGCUAUUUAGUUAAUCAAAGCGCUCCUUGCUUGUCGUGAAAGCGUUGAAAAGUCUCGAGGGAUUCUUCCGAAGACACUGGCGAUGUUAGAAGCAACGCCUGUUGAAAAUGGCGCCCGUCGAUCGCUUCCAUGUGAAUAUUCUCGCGCAACGCCAGCAACGCCGCCUCCCGGCACACGUUCUAGGCAAUAUAUACUCAGUUAACUACCUAAGCAACUA